AUCCAUUCUCCCUUCUGACUCAGCCAAAUCCUACAGGCAGACUCUUCAAAAUGAUAUUCCUUUAGUCACAUGACCCAUCCGCUCAGCCAAUGAGAGCGCGGGGCUCAGAUUUCAGCCCAGGAGGAGACAGCCAGCCACUAAUCUGUGUUUCAGAACAGGGGGUUGUAAAACAAGGAAUCUCCUGUACUGCAGGCAUUUCCCUGAGAGAAUGGGGGCUGGAGCGCUCACCAUCUGUCAGAACAAGGCUGCGGUACAGAUCAAGCAAGACAUGAAGAAGAUGGUCCAGUUGCCCAUGCUGAGGGGGACCUCCAGGGGACCUCGAGGAGUGGAGGCCAGGGGCGGUAGGCUGUUCGGCGUGUCCCUGCUGGAGCUCAGGGAGCUGGGCCUCGUGAAGGAUGGUGUGCCCCUGGUGGUGUGGAGCAUGGUAGAGUUCCUACGAGAACAUGCUCUUCAUCAUGAGGGUCUGUUCAGGGUCAACGGUAAUGUGCGGGCUGUGGAGGGGCUGAAACAGCGGCUGGAGAACGGUGAGGACGUGGACUUCCUGGUUGAGGUGGAUGUGUGUACAGUGGCCAGCUUGUUCAAACAGUACCUCAGGGACCUGCCAGAAGGCCUGGUAGACUCCACCGUACAGCCUGCCCUUAUAAAGCAGCACCAGG
Messenger RNA from Oncorhynchus tshawytscha (Chinook salmon), 656 nucleotides. RefSeq names its product protein FAM13A-like. The annotation marks the transcript as partial. Gene Ontology annotation, biological process: signal transduction. The transcript has 4 exons. The record is from RefSeq and is a predicted model, not a curated record. NCBI's taxonomy places the organism in Eukaryota, Metazoa, Chordata, Actinopteri, Salmoniformes, Salmonidae.